This is a messenger RNA of Glycine soja, 783 nucleotides long. RefSeq names its product pathogenesis-related protein 1-like. The record is from RefSeq and is a predicted model, not a curated record. Lineage: Eukaryota; Viridiplantae; Streptophyta; Magnoliopsida; Fabales; Fabaceae. The transcript has a single exon. Bases 40 to 537 code for a protein of 165 amino acids. Gene Ontology annotation, cellular component: extracellular region.
GCCUCCCUUUUAUAAUUAAAAUUAACCAUAGUUAAUAUAAUGGGGUCGGGGAUUAAGGUUUCGUUUUCUGUGUUGUGUUUGUUAGGGUUAGUCAUUGUGGGUGAUCAUGCUGCGUAUGCUCAAGACUCACCAACAGACUUUGUUAAUGCACACAACGCUGCAAGAUCACAGGUUGGUGUUCCAAAUAUAGUUUGGGAUGACACAGUUGCGGCUUUUGCACAGAACUAUGCUAACCAACGCAAAGGUGACUGCAAACUUGUCCACUCUGGUGGUGAUGGAAAAUACGGGGAGAAUCUUGCCGGAAGCACCGGUAACCUAAGUGGUACAAAUGCAGUGAAAUUGUGGGUUGAUGAGAAAUCCAAGUAUGACUACAAUUCCAACACGUGCGUUGGUGGGGAGUGCAGGCACUACACUCAGGUUGUUUGGAAAAACUCUGUGCGUCUUGGAUGUGGAAAAGUAAGGUGUGACAAUGGAGGCACUUUCAUUACUUGCAACUAUGCUCCUCCUGGCAACUAUGUUGGCCAAAGACCCUACUAAGUAGUUGCAGUGUAGCAGCUAGCAAGCUACCACUUCAGAUUGCUGGCUUAUAUAUUAAGAAAUAAAUCUUAACACCAUGGAUUUAGCUACGUGACGACUAUAAAUUCAUGGUGUAUAUGAUAUUUUCCCGUUGUAUAGUAAUAUAUACAUGUGAGUACAUGAUUCACAUGAUUAAUAUAUAAUGAUGUUAGUCUUGAACGUUGUGGCGUGUAUUUGAUUUGUUUUAUAUAACCUCUUUGAAAUUAA